Ambispora leptoticha is the source of this 149-nucleotide messenger RNA. The record is from the annotation of a GenBank genome assembly. NCBI's taxonomy places the organism in Eukaryota, Fungi, Glomeromycota, Glomeromycetes, Archaeosporales, Ambisporaceae.
AUUGGAAGUAGCGCGUGAGGUUAGAGGCCAUAUCUCAGAAGAGACUACCAAAUUUGGGAGCUUAGGUAUAAGUGAUAUGAGAGAUGCGGGGAAUGACAUCAUAGGGAAGUGUACCAAAAUAGGACUAGUGAAGGGUGAAAAAAUACCAG